AUGAAAGACGCGCACCAUGCAACACACCUUCCCACGUGGCACGAAAAUCCUGCAAAGGCGCGCCUCCUGGAAUGUGCCUUCCCAAGUGGCUCCAAUUCAGUUGAAAAGUGUCCCCUGCAACGCGCCUUAUUUCCAACUCAACAAGGCGCGUUCAUGCAACGAGCCUCCCCCUAUUUUGUCAGAAAAGGUGUUAGUUUGUGCUUUAACUACACGAGGAUGCUUGCUGUCGAAGACACGUACGAUAAAAUGGAAGCUCUUUUGAACCAAAACAUCCACCCAGUAGACAUCUUAUUAAUGUUGGCUGCAUCGAAAGGCGACAAGCCGAAAAUCGAAGAGCUAUUGAGAGCUGGAGCUAAGUAUGAUGUCAAGGAUGCAGAUGAAUGUACUGCCCUUGAUAGGGCUGUCGAUGAAUAA
Molecule: messenger RNA, 414 nt
Organism: Hibiscus syriacus
Lineage: Eukaryota; Viridiplantae; Streptophyta; Magnoliopsida; Malvales; Malvaceae
Product: protein LHCP TRANSLOCATION DEFECT-like
Exons: 2
Coding region: 1-414 (137 amino acids)
Biological process (GO): intracellular protein transport; granum assembly
Cellular component (GO): chloroplast envelope; chloroplast stroma
Source: RefSeq, a predicted model, not a curated record